Messenger RNA from Knipowitschia caucasica, 336 nucleotides. The record is from the annotation of a GenBank genome assembly. NCBI's taxonomy places the organism in Eukaryota, Metazoa, Chordata, Actinopteri, Gobiiformes, Gobiidae.
AUGUGUCCCACUGUCACACAUGACCACUCCCCCGACCUGCGGAAUACCACAGGGGUACCACAGGAGUACCACAGGGGUACCACAGAGGUACCACAGGGGUACCACAGGGGUACCACAGGGGUACCACAGGAGUACCACAGGGGUACCACAGGAGUACCACAGGGGUACCACAGAGGUACCACAGGAGUACCACAGGGGUACCACAGAGGUACCACAGAGGUACCACAGGGGUACCACAGGAGUACCACAGGAGUACCACAGGAGUACCACAGGAGUACCACAGGGGUACCACAGGGGUACCACAGGGGUACCACAGGGGUCAAUCCUAAAGCCUAG